ACCAAAGCUUGGAUGUGUAGGACGUCACAUGUUGUUUUUCCUCUUCACUCCAGUCACUUAGCGAUAUGUGUUAUUUACUGUUAAACCGCUCCACGCAGCGAACGCGCGCUCCGAGCCGGGUCCAUAAGAGAGUCUGACAGGAUUAUAACUGACUGACAGCACAAGUUAAGGAAAAGUGAGAGUUUUUCUUCACAGCAUAUAUGAGAAUGGCGAGUCCGCCGCCGACCGGAGGACAGCUGAUUUCAAAUAUGAUCGUGAAGAACAACAACCACGUUAAGAAAUGCGGCUAUCUGAGGAAGCAGAAGCACGGACACAAGCGGUUUUUUGUGCUGAGGGAGCCGAGCGAGGGCUCCCGCGCCCGGUUGGAGUAUUACGAGAGCGAGAAGAAAUGGAAAAACAAGUCGGCUGCUAAACGGGUUAUACCUUUGGACUCGUGCCUGAACAUCAACAAGAGAGCCGAUGCCAAACACAAACACCUGAUCGCCCUUUACACCAAGGACGAGUAUUUUGCCGUGGCCGCCGAAAACGAGCAGGAACAGGAGGACUGGUACACGGUCUUAACGGAUUUAAUGAACGAAGGGAAAGUGAGCGACGGCUCCGCGAAUAAUUCGGCGUCAUCCCUCGUCGGUUUUGAUGAGGCGAGCUACGGCGUGAUAACGCCCGUCUCCGCCACUUACAAGGAGGUCUGGCAGGUCAAUCUGAAAUCUAAAGGACUCGGACAGAGCAGAAACUUAACGGGCGUUUACAGGCUGUGUUUAUCCAGCCGAACGAUCAGCUUCGUCAAACUCAACACGGAGGCGGCGUCGGUGAUUUUGCAGCUGAUGAACAUCCGCCGAUGCGGACACUCGGACAGCUUCUUCUUCAUCGAGGUGGGCCGGUCCGCGUCCAUCGGACCCGGCGAGUUGUGGAUGCAGGCGGACGACUCGGUGGUGGCGCAAAAUAUUCACGAGACUAUUUUGGAGGCGAUGAAAGCCAUGAAAGAGAUGUCGGAGUUCCGCCCGCGCAGCAAAAGCCAGUCCUCAGGUAGCAACCCCAUCUCCGUGCCCACCAGGCGGCACUUUAACAACCUCCCGCCGAGUCAAACCGGGCUGCAGCGGCGCUCGCGCACCGACAGCAUGGCAGCGACGUCUCCCGUGACGAAACUGACGUCUUGCAGGAUUCGCACGGCCAGCGAGGGCGACGGCAGCCCCAUCAGCCCGGGUGUGAACAGGACGCACCUGAGCCGCUCAAACACGGUGACAGCUCGCCCGUGCAGAACGUUUGAGGCGUCAUCCCUGCAGCAUAGUAAAUCCAUGUGCAUGCCUGUGUCUCACUCCCCUCCCUCGGCCGCCAGCCCUGUCAGCAUGACCUGCGGCAAUAACACAGAAGGUGGCCCUCGCCCCUCCAGCUGCACCGCUUCCAUCUCGGGCUCCCCGAGCGACGCCGGCUUCAUCUCCUGUGAUGAGUGCGGCUCCAGCCCGGGCGAUGUGCGGCACCUUUUAGCGGCGAACCGAAGCAACACACCUGAAUCGCUCACUGACACCCCCCCCAGCGACCUGUACGGAUACAUGAUCAUGGAGAGACCUAAUAGCUGUGGACGGAGAAGCGUCCGGGCAGCAGUCGAGGAAAGCAGAGGGGAUCUGGAGAAUGCUUACAGGAAGAGGACGCACUCCCUCACUAUGCCUUACCAGAAGAGGGUGCCAUCACAAGUGUCCUCGGCUUCGCUGGACGAGUACACGCUCAUGAGAGCCACUUACACGACUGGAGGCCAUUCGGGGCGCAGCUCUCACACCGCAUCCCCAAAAGUCACGUACCCUGAGGAUUACGGGGACAUCGAAAUUGGACUGCUGCUGAAAAGUUCCAGCAGUAAUCUAGGCGACGAUGGCUACAUGCCAAUGACGCCAGGUGUGGCCCCUCAAGGGGGGAAGGGUGACAACUACAUGCCUAUGAGCCCAAUGUGCGUUUCUGCCCCCAAGCAGAUCAUCAACCCCAGAACGCACCCCCUUACUAUAGCUAAUGGUUACAGAACCAAUUCCCCCAGCAGCUGUUCUCUGGAUGACAGUGGCUACAUGAGGAUGCUGUGCGGCUCUAAGUUCUCCAUAGACAGCUCGGAUGGGAAACUGACGAAUGGCGAGUACCUCAACAUGUCUCCUGCAGAUUCGGUCACGCCACCAGACUACUACCUGAGCCCUGUGGGUAUAGAGCAGUCUCCCUGUCUCCGACAGCUUCACUCGUUUAACUCUUUGCCCCGCUGUCAAAAGCCCCAGCAGAUGCUAAAGGAUGCGGACAGUGAUCAGUAUGUUGUCAUGAAUCCUCAAAGUCACAGGAUAAUAGAGGAGUUAGUAAACACAGCAUCCCCAUCUCCACUAAGACACAGCCGCACAGACAGCCUGAUCCUCCGGCACAGGAUCAGCCGGCCAACCCGCCUCUCCCUAGAUACGUUUCGCACAUUGCCUAGCAUGAAUGAGCAUCCCUUCCCCUCCGAGCCAAAAAGCCCUGGCGAGUACAUAAACAUAGACUUUGGACGUGUUGCUGAAAGUUGCACUCCGCCCUCGACUGCUUCCUCCGAGAGCCCAGCCUCAUCCCUCGGCUCGUCCGCCGAUCACAGGACUUCCCCCAUCUCUGAUUACAUGAACAUUGACGUGAGCUUGCAGUCACCCAAAUCUGGAAACGCUGCUCCAUCCGAUCGUUUGGAGCCCCUUCCCGAGCUCACGUCCUGCCCCGCCCACUCCGAGGAAAAGGAGGAAGACCAGAGGUACCACCUCACUGCACAGGUGGCACCGGCGGGCCCGGUCGACAAAGCUAAAGACGAUUACACAGAGAUGACGUUCGGCGUGCCCGCUUCCCCUCCUCAGCCUGUCUCGCAGCCCUCAGAAGGUGGGCAGACCAUCAGCCCGUCCUCCUGCAUGCAGAGGCUGACCGUGGAAGAGGAUGUGGGAGUGCCUGCCGUUGAGGCUUUCCUACUGCGUGGCACCACUCUGGCCUUGGUGGACCCUGACCGGGGGGCCAAGGUGAUUCGUGCCGACCCCCAGGGACGCAGGCGGCACAGUUCGGAGACGUUCUCCUCUACCACCACCGUAACACCAGUUUUUCCCUCAUUCGCGCACGAUGCCAGGCGGCACGGUUCGGCCUCUGUGGAGAACGUGUCCGUUUCUGUGAAGAACAGCGAAGGAUCGGAUGAAGAGUAUAACAGUCCCAUGUGCAGGGAGACGUCGGCUGGCUUUCAGAAUGGACUUAACUACAUUGCCUUAAACUUGAUGGAUGGAGGACUCACCAGCUGUGAUUCUCUAGUCCGGUUCAAAGCUGCCAGCUGCUGUAAAGAGGGCAUCAACGGAAUACAUGCUAGUCCGUAUGCCAGCCUUGGGUUCAAGGAGACAGCAACAACAGUAAAAGACUAAACAGAGCCGGUCUCCUCGUUGCUCCAUCGAGAGGAGAAGAGGAGGCGCUCCUGUGGACAGAUGGACCUGCUGCUGCUGCUGCUGCUUCAGCUCUCUGCUGAUCCCUGACCUCCCGAAUCCAUUCGAAUGGCCGUCGUCACAGCAACACGGACACUUGACCCCCAGCGCGAGGCACGACGAUGAUUCAAAGACACAGAGGCGGGACUUCCUGUCCAUCUGUUACUCACUACAGUCCCUUCCCUCAGUUGCGUUACGGACUCUUUUUCCACCGGUUUUGUUACGAGCUCUGGACUUCGAGUGGCCAGUGUCCCUCAACCCCCUCCAAAUCCUGUGAACCCAACGAGAGGAGAGACGUCCGACCGGCAACACGCACGCGUACACAACAAGUCGCUUAUUUAUUUACCCCCGCGGCGCGCGCGUAUGCGUGCGUGCGCGGCAUUUCAGAAAUUUACUCAAUUGGAAAUCGGAAAAAGCAGUCACUUGGAAACCCUACCUCAGAACGAGCCAGGUUAUGACUUACAAAAAAAAAAAAAAAAUAUAUAUAUAUAUAUAUAUAUAUAUAUAUACAUAUAUAUAUAUUGAGAAACUAAUUUAUUUUUACAAGUGAAUGUUUUCUUAAAAAACGAAACAAAACGAAACAAAAAACACCAAUCCAAAGCCUUACUGACUGUGCUGUCAAACAGUGUUUUCUGGAGGACCUGCAUACACUCACGAGAGUAUCAAAGAUUACUGUUUGCCAUGAAUGUCUUGUACUGCAGCCGAGGAAGGUCUUGCGCUGCAAUCAAAGAUCUAUUAACGUUAUUUUGCAUUCUACACAGAUAUUUAAACGGAUUUUAAUAUAAUGCUAUUUAUCGGAGCUGGUAAAGGACCGGACGGGUGGCCGCCUGCCCGCCAUCCCGCACAUAUGCAAAGCAGGCUUCCAGAGUUAUCAGUUUUGGAACGAAGCCACACGCGAUUAACACACAACCUUUACGGUACGCUAGAUGAAUGAUGUCGUGCGCCUCGGGUCAGAGAGAGGAGCGCCUCACCUCAAGCCUAGGCACGCUAGCACACUUUAACUCACUGUCUUUAACGACCCAGAAGCCUCUGCUGACUUGCCCUCUCUCACUGCUCUGAACACACAGGCUUCCCUUCGCCUUACGCCCCGCACCCGGUCGGCUCAAGAGAGAGUGAUAGAUUCAGGGACGUCUCAGAAGGCCUGACACCAUUAAUGCUGCUCCCUACCGUCAGACAGGGAUAGACUCGUCAGAACCAAUGCUUUGUCUUGCACUUACAAACUCCUUAGAUUGUAACACAAGACACUUUUGAAUGUAGAGUAUUCGCAGGAGGCCGAUCGCUCGGCCCCGAACAUCCACCAACAGAGGCAGAGUCGCACGCAAGCAAGCGAAACAAAGUACAACACACACACACACACACACAACUUAAGUAUAUAAAAACGUUUGCCUAGAAAGCUGUACAUAGUGUAUAAAGAGAUUGCAACUGACGUUUUUAAGUUAAAAAUGAUAACUUAUGUCUUUUUGUAUAUAGAUAUAAAUAUAUAUAUAUGGUACGUGUUUGAAUGAAUUUCCCCCAAACAACUAAAGCACUAAUGAAGGUACUUGCCAAAGGCUGAACUUUGGCCUGGCUCUUUUCUUUUCUAAUUUAUCAGUACAUUUGUAAAAGUAUGUACACUGUAUAAUAAAUGCCACUCGGAGGAUAUUUGAUAAUGCUAUGAUAUUAAAAAGAAAUAAAAUUCAGUGAAUAAUACUUGAUAUUACAAAAAAUAGGUACAAAUUCACAAACGGCAUAUGCAAUAUUUACAUUUUUUUAAAGAUUAGUUUACAGAAAGGAACCAAAUGUAUAAAUACUGUGUUAAUAUAUUUAAAACCUUAAGAACGUUUUUGCUGUACACCUUUUUUCUGCCAACUUUUAAAUGGAAAAGUGUUUUUUUGUCUCAUCGUUCUUUUUUGCUGUUGAAUCCUGACAGUAAUUUCGGCAGUGUUCUUACGCGAACGCUGUUUCUCAGUAUGAAAAGCUUGAAUAUUUCAAUGCCUGAGCAAGUUUUUUUUUUUUUUUUUUCUUCUUCCUGUGUCUUCCAUUGUACAUACUUCAUAUUCUUUGCAUUGUGAUGCUACUUAGAAAUGAUAAUUUAAACUUAGUGUAAUUAGCGUUGCUUUAGAACUGUAUUGAUUCUGAAUAGCCACAUGCAAUAAAAAAUUAACAUUAUUUAAGAAA
Messenger RNA from Puntigrus tetrazona (Sumatra barb), 5591 nucleotides. It is a transcript of the gene irs2b, whose product is annotated as insulin receptor substrate 2b. Gene Ontology annotation, molecular function: phosphatidylinositol 3-kinase binding; insulin receptor binding. The record is from RefSeq and is a predicted model, not a curated record. Gene Ontology annotation, cellular component: plasma membrane; cytosol. Lineage: Eukaryota; Metazoa; Chordata; Actinopteri; Cypriniformes; Cyprinidae. Bases 201 to 3377 code for a protein of 1058 amino acids. The transcript is spliced from 2 exons. Gene Ontology annotation, biological process: insulin receptor signaling pathway.